AUGGUUAAAGGGCGCUUACAAGGUAAUCGACUGAUCGGUCAUCAGUUACGUGCCCCCAAUUUGGACGCCUGGAUGCAUCAGGACGUAGCUGAAGAAAAUCCUGGCAAGUCAGAUUUUCGCAUUUCGAACCAUCUCGGUUUGUCUCUUGAUAGUAGGGAAGUGUGCCAAUUUAUUGCAGAAAAUGCGAAACGACGUAAAAUAAAGGAGAUUCACUUUUGUGUGGCGAGACGGAGGCUAACAAAUUGUGGGAUUCCAGUCGUAUACAAGAGAUUUCGGUUGCAUAGCAGAACAGGAACUGAUCAACACCGCAAUAUGCGCCCAUCUAUAAUUCAGCACGUUCGUCGUGUAAUUGGCCAAAUAGUCCAGCUAACCAGAUAGCGUAUGCAUAUGCUUCAAAUACCGCGGCCGGCGCUUAUGGCGUAUUCAACUUUUUGGCCUGAUAUCUCUCAUCAAAAAACCGCCGAAUUAGACUGAUCUGUCACCAUGUGACUAUUUUCUACCUUCAGAAGUGAAAACCAGCAUU
This is a messenger RNA of Bactrocera latifrons, 523 nucleotides long. RefSeq lists its product as uncharacterized. NCBI's taxonomy places the organism in Eukaryota, Metazoa, Arthropoda, Insecta, Diptera, Tephritidae. The transcript has 6 exons. The record is from RefSeq and is a predicted model, not a curated record. The coding region runs from base 1 to 378 and encodes 125 amino acids.